Messenger RNA from Miscanthus lutarioriparius, 954 nucleotides. The record is from the annotation of a GenBank genome assembly. NCBI's taxonomy places the organism in Eukaryota, Viridiplantae, Streptophyta, Magnoliopsida, Poales, Poaceae.
AUGUGCCUGGAGGAGCCGGAGGACGCGGAAAGACUUGGUUUUGGUGACGCAGGGGUCGAGGAGCCCGCUAAGUUUCCCUUGGCUCAGAUGGAGAGAGUUUGCAAAAACACAACUUCUGCUGAUUUCAGGCAGAAGUUAAGCAAUUUUGUUCCAGUAAUCCGAUUGGGGGAUUGGUCUGAUAUUGGAGGUCGCCAAUACAUGGAAGAUACUCACGUGUGCAUUCCAGACCUUGCUAAGAACUUUGGCUUCCCAUCGUUAGAUAAUGAAGUUGUUUCCUUCUAUGGGGUCUUUGAUGGUCACGGUGGAAAAGAUGCUGCCCAUUUUGUUCGUGAUAAUUUACCAAGGGUGAUUGUGGAAGAUUCAGAUUUCCCUCUUCAGCUUGAAAGGUCUCUUCUGGUCGCUAAUGCUGGUGAUUGCAGGGCAGUUCUUUCCCGGUGUGGCACUGCAAUUGAAAUGUCCAUGGACCACAGGCCUUGUAGCCUCAGUGAAAAAUUGCGCAUAGAAUCGCUUGGUGGCUAUGUGGAUGAUGGCUAUCUGAGUGGUCUGCUAGGAGUCACUAGAGCGCUUGGUGACUGGCAUCUUGAGGGCAUGAAAGAAGUUGGCGAGCCAGGAGGUCCCUUGAGUGCUGACCCAGAGCUCAAGAUGAUCACACUAACAAAGGACGAUGAGUUCUUGAUAAUUGGCAGUGACGGAAUCUGGGAUGUCUUCUCAAAUCAAAACUCCGUGGACUUUGCACGGAAGCGCCUCCAAGAGCACAACGAUGUGAAAUUAUGCUGCAAGGAAAUCGUUGAGGAGGCAAUAAGGCGAGGGGCCACUGACAACUUAACUGCAGUGUUGGUCUUGUUCCACCCAGAGGCCCCUCCUCAGGUCAAAGUGGACCGUCCUGGUAGGGUGGCAUGGAGCAUAUCAGCUGAAGGGCUCAAUAGCCUCAGGAUACUCCUGGGAAGGCAGUAA